Cannabis sativa is the source of this 1257-nucleotide messenger RNA. RefSeq names its product acid phosphatase 1. Bases 295 to 1071 code for a protein of 258 amino acids. The transcript is spliced from 3 exons. Gene Ontology annotation, molecular function: acid phosphatase activity. NCBI's taxonomy places the organism in Eukaryota, Viridiplantae, Streptophyta, Magnoliopsida, Rosales, Cannabaceae. The record is from RefSeq and is a predicted model, not a curated record.
AAUAAAUAAAAAAAACAAAUAAAACUUUUUAUUUUAAGAAAAACAUUGUUAGCCGUCGGAUGAGAAUAAGCCAAGUAAACAAGGGCCUCGAUUAUUAAUAAGCCUUAUCAUUUUUGGCCUCUUGUUAGGAGAAAACAUUUAUAGGGUCCAAUUACUGUUUUGUAAUUUGUACAGAAGGACCCGGAAAGGUCUUCUCUUUGUGUCUCUCCCUCUCUUUCUCUCUAUUUGGUCUUUUUGAUACCUGAGAGAAAGCCGGGAACUUCUCCGUCAACACUUUUUCUCGGUUUGCCGGCAAUGGCCUCCGGUACCGGUCUAUUUGUAUAUACGAUCCUUCUAUUGCUCAUCGGUCAAAUUCCUACUGCUUUCCCCCAAAGUAUUAUCCAAAUCUUGCCGAAGGUGAAUCUAGUCUCCGAUAAAAAUGCUUUGUACUGCGACAGUUGGAGAUUCUCCGUAGAGACGAACGAUGCUGGGUACUGGUCGACGAUACCGACGAGAUGCCGGAGCUUCGUGAAGGAUUACAUGAUCGGUGACCGGUAUAAGUCUGACUCGGAGGUCGUUGCUGGUAACUCUUUAACGUUUGCUAAGUCUCUGGAGAUCGCUGGAGAUGGGAAGGACGCUUGGGUCUUUGACAUUGACGAGACUCUUCUCACGAAUUUGCCUUAUUACGAGGCACACGGGUUUGGAUCAGAGACCUUCGACGAGAAAUCUUUUGAUGAAUGGGUGGAAAUGGCUCAGGCACCUGCUAUUCCAGAAAGUUUGAGAUUGUACAAAGAACUGCAACAGUUGGGGAUCAAAAUAUUUCUUCUAACUGGGCGAAGUGAAUAUCAAAGAAAUGUUACUGUCCAAAACCUUUACUUUGCAGGCUACAAAAAUUGGGAGAAGUUGCUUUUAAGGGGACCUUCAGAUCAAGGCAAACCAGCCAUUGUAUACAAAUCUGAAAAGAGAUCAGAUUUAAUAAAUGAAGGUUACACCAUUCAUGGGAGUUCAGGUGAUCAAUGGAGCGACUUGUUGGGUUUUGCAAUAGCCCAGAGAUCAUUUAAACUUCCCAAUCCAAUGUACUAUAUCGCCUGAACAAAAUAUAUCAUCAAAUUUGAGACUAUUGUUGUAAUUUGAUUGCUUGAUAUAAUUCUCUUGACAAUUAUGAUGGUGGUGGACUGGUGUUCAUUUUGUGAGUUGUAUUUUUUAGUAUAUUAUUCUUUAAGUAACAUCAAGGUCUCGACAAAAGUAAAAUAAAAAUAAUAGUAAGUGUUUGAUCAA